UGGAAGCUCUUCAAGAACGGGCACAACUGAGCGGCUCUGGCUAAAGAAAAAGGGGACGCCUGUUUAGAGGAGUGCUUGCUAAGUUCUUCAUGAGUGCGCACUGAUAGGAGUGCAUAUCCAGCGAAGGUGCAAAGGUAUCAGAAGUUGUGCAUGCGGAUGUUCUCAGAUGACGGACUAGUCUUGGGUACAAAAGCUGGUCAUCCAAUCGUGUCGUGAUGGCAAGAGGCCGGCCUCAUGGCCGGUCCAAGUCCGAUCACAGAGUCUGCCAGGAGGCUCGUCAUGCACGCGCUGCUGAGUACAGGGAGAGGAUCGCCAUCAGUGCUGAGCAGCAGGAGGCACGCAUCGCUGCUGUGAAUGCUAAGUGCAACGUGGAGGAUGCCCCUCGUAGGCAGCGGGGGCAGAAGUCGAGGGAGUCAAAGACCAAGGCAGGGGCGGCUCGGAUGUCCACAGGGGGCCGUGCUUGCAAAGCGUCUGGCAGUGGAAAGAAGAGAGCAAAGAAGGGCCUCGAACAUGUGCUUGGCAGAGCUGCAGAAAGAGACUUGCACAGUCUCUACUGCCACGCGUGCGGCGCCCUUGCAGAGUUUGGGCUGAGGGGAGGCAAGGAGGGGGGCAGCGUCAAGUACACGUGCAGAGCGCACGCCACGCCGAAUGGGUGCUUUCGGAUCGACCGAGUUCGUGCAGAUUGGGCAGAGGGCCAAGAGUUGCGCCGCUUGAGAGCAGAGGAGAGAAGAUUGGAACAGGAGCUGCGAAAGCUGGGAGGGAGCUCGUCCAAUGCAAAACCAACAUCUGCUGCAGUCGGGGAUGAGUUUCAAAGUUCGGGGGUUUGGGCUUCGAUGCCCAUGAGCCGGUCGCUGAUAGCCACGCUCUUGAUGAUCGGUGGCAUCGAGCGUAAUCCUGGACCUGCCGCAGACAAGGGGAGCCCGUACAAGGGAGAUCUUGCACUUCCAGGCAGGACCAGCACAGGCUGCAACGAAGCGCCAGGAACUGUUGUUGAAUCUGAUUGGCCCCUUAACCUGCUGCCCUCUCUCGACGCGCUCAACCCAAGACACAUGACUUCCGAGAACGGAAGAGUAACUCAUGCAGGCAGGGGGCUGGACCUGUUGGCAGGGAUUCCGGAACGAGGGGAUAGCGAAGGCCAGACUCGUCAGCUACACCUGCGGCUACGAGGAGGAGCAGACGACGAGCCUAUGCCCGAGGCCCACAGCGACAAGCCUGCCCUCAUUCGAAUCCAGCUGAGAGGUACCAACGAAAGAUGCUCUUUUGAACCACCUCGCCCUCGAGAAGCAGUUCUGGAGCACCUAAGAGAUGAGGAACGCUGGGGAGAAGGAAAGAUCACAAAGGUGGUGGAUGGGGAGGAGACUGCUUGUAUGAAGGGGGAUGUGCUUCAAGCCGGCGAAUAUAUCUUCACAGCAUUCGAAGUCCAAGGAGCAUCCAGUGCUGGACCUUCAGCCGCACAGGCGUCGAGGCUGGAGCCAACAGAAGGGGCCAAAGGGGAUCUCGGCCCUUCACCAAUCAAAAACUGGAAGGAGCGGGAGAAAGUGGUGGGAGACAAGAUAGUAGAAGCCCACGAAGCGCUGGCGCAUUGCAUGGUUAACGAACCCGAUUCCUUCAGAAGUCCGGUGACAAACGAGCACACAGAGCGCAUUGGAGGCCUUAACAUUGUGGCUGCCCCGCCGGACACCCCCCUGCUCCUUCUCACAAACCUGCCCUCAGGAAACCAAGGAGGAGUCGCCACAGAUGAUGAGGUGCUAAAGUGGUUUCACAAAGCCGACAAUGAGCCGAUUAUUCCUCCCCCUACGGCUGUCCUGCUUGGGCCCCCAGGAAUUGGCAAGACCCGGAAGUGCAUGCAGCUGGGGUCAACUGAGCCUGGCGUCAUUUACCUGACCUGUGAACGGAGUGGGGAGUUGAGGGCCCCUGACAUGGAAGCUGUUCGCGCGAAGCUGGAGCAAUGCGAGGCAGACCCGCAGUCUUGGAAGGCCAACUUUGUGCGUGCCAAGCGACACCUAUUGGCGUGCCUGUAUGCCCGGGUUUCCCUUCUCAAGUAUUUCCUGGACAAUCAGGCACAGCAGGCUUGGGACUUAAGGCACUGGAUGCUCUUCCAGUCGGGAGUAGCGUUUGGCGCCUCAAUGGCGCCCAUGUUGGAACUCUACCGCUCUGCUAGCCUGGUGCAUGUGGAUGAGCUAGAGGAGCAGCUGGCAGCCUUGCUGGGAGAGUGCACCAAACUUCUUGGGGGCAAUCGGCGGGUGUGCAUUGCCUUGGACGAGGCGCAGUCCUGGUCGUCUGCACUAAACCAUUGCUUCUCCAAUGGUAACGAGCCCCCUCAGGGUCGGCCGCUCCUGACUGCUGCCAUGCGCAUCCUGUCAGACCCGCCACUUUCCCAGCACCUGAAGAUCCUACUUGCGGGCACAGGCUUCUCGCUCCUGAGCACAAACAUCAUUGAUUCCGCACUCGCGAAGCAUGGCACGUUCAAAGCCCGGCAGUUGUCGCUUUUCAAAACCCUUUCAGAAGAUGAGGUGCGACAAUACGCGGCGCACUUUGCGGGCAAAGAAGAGGCAGAUGGUGCGGUAGAACAGAUCAGAAAGCUGGUAGGGCGAGCGCGCUUCGUUGUGGGGGCUGUUCAGCGUUGGGUGGGGGAGGGGGGGGAACGAUCAUUGAGGGAUGUGCUUGAAGAAGAGUAUGACCUGCACACGGACCCAGACGCGUGGCACCGCUCUACCCUGGUGCGAGCCCGGUACGAGAAGCUGUACCUCUACGGUACCUUGUGGGCGCAGGCUCAGCACCCUCAGUCGGCCAAGCUGUUUCAGCAGUUGAAGAAAUUGACAUUUGCGCAUUGGGUGAUUGGCCAGCCGGCAUGCUUCCGGAACAAGGAGGAAGUAGACAUUGUGAACCUUGGCUGCGCCCUUCUUGAAGGGGAACGGGAUACUCAGAUGGCGGCCAUCAGGGAGCCCGUCGUUCAGACUGCAGUCCAAAAUUUCCUAAAGCACGAGAUGCAGUGGGAUCCACAGACGCACGCCGAAGAGAUGUUCUGUGAGAGCGGCUUCCAGCCCCAAGUGCUCGGGAACUGGUGGGAGCUGGUUGUGGCGCAGUUCAUCCGUCACAUGUUCGAGACGGAGGAGGCGCUUGCCGACAAGCCGCUCUUUAGCAACCUAGGCCGUGACACGUUACCCCCUGCAUUCAGGGAGAUGGGAGCCAGUCUGGUGGCGGUUUGGCGUGAUGAAACCUCUGGGCAGUUCCGCUGGGAGGAAAUCAAAAAGGAAGAGCGGUUUUUGAGAAUGAAGGUUGGAACCACCGCUUACAGGCUGGUUGACUUCCUGAAGGACCCUCAAGGAUUUGUCCUCUUCUUCCCUGAAGACAAGGCGGGCCCCGAUCUCGUCUUUUUCAUGGUCGUGGGCGGCAAGCUCUUCCUCGUGUUCGUACAGCUCAAACUUGCGGUAGCGGUGAAAGAGCCCUUGAAGGUGAUGCGUACCGUGGACCCCAGCACUGCUUACAGCAAUCACCCCUUAGAACGUGAGUUUCGGGAGGAGAUCAAGGAGGCGCUUGGGCCUGACAGUGGGCUUGCUGGCGUGAUUGCGUGCAUCAUAGGCUACCCGCUUAAGUUGCCACAGUCUAUCUUCGAGGAGGUCCGUGAUUGCAAGCCGCCAAGGAGGGCCUCGAAGCGCCUGCAGUUGGAGGUGGUUGCGGACUACGACAUCUCGCCAGCCGUACGAGUCGUCGUCGAUGGUAGCCAAAAGUCGGAUGAGUUGGCGCGGACAGAUCUGAAGCCCCUUAUUGAUGCACUGAAGAAGGCUGGGGCUGUCGAGACCGGUACCUCUCCGACUGAGGGAUUGAGCAGCUCUACCCCCAUGGACGUGAGCUGAUUGCCGCAAGUGAGGAGUCCGGGCAGAGACCAAGCGCCUAGAUAACUUAGGCAACAUGAAUCGAGACAUUCUCUGAAAUGCGCGUUCCAUGGACCAAGAGAUGCUAAAACCGAUUCUCAAUGAUGGCCCCAGUCCUUGCAAUCAGGACAAGACGUAUGUACAUCUGGUCAUGCCAACGAGCCUUCAUCUUGCAUCCCUAUGGAGCCCCGCA
Klebsormidium nitens is the source of this 4068-nucleotide messenger RNA. NCBI's taxonomy places the organism in Eukaryota, Viridiplantae, Streptophyta, Klebsormidiophyceae, Klebsormidiales, Klebsormidiaceae. The record is from the annotation of a GenBank genome assembly.